This is a messenger RNA of Volvox carteri f. nagariensis, 897 nucleotides long. RefSeq lists its product as uncharacterized. NCBI's taxonomy places the organism in Eukaryota, Viridiplantae, Chlorophyta, Chlorophyceae, Chlamydomonadales, Volvocaceae. Bases 1 to 897 code for a protein of 298 amino acids. The transcript has 5 exons. The record is from RefSeq and is a predicted model, not a curated record.
AUGUACAGGAAAGUCAGCGGGACUUGCCGGACACAAGCCCGUGUCGAUGGCCUUCGCGCAAAGGGCUGGGCGGUCGACAUCUAUGACCCAGCACGCGGCGUCGGAUUGAACGAGGAGCUCACCAACCAUCUCGAGGACAGCCCUUACGUGCUGAGCAGCGUCCCGCCUUUGGCUAUCGCGCUGUACGACCCGGUUCUAUCUGCUCAGAAAGCCCUGCUACGCACCCUGGCGGCCUCGGGUCGCAUUGCCUGGUUUGGCUAUCUGAGCAGCACAGGCAUCUAUGGUCCGGGACGCAGCGUGUUGGACACCCUUAAGUCUGAGCUCGCGGAUCUCUCCGCCAGCAAGCAGCGCCGCGGCCGCCAGCGCUACACAGCGCGCUGCCACGUGUACGACAUUUGUACCGUGCUUAAUGCCAGCAUAGCGGCGCCGAGGCCAGGGAGCGUGUACAACGUCGUGGACGACGACCCGGCACCACGUACGGAAGUCGUGUCGUACGCCAGAUCACUCCUGGCUGGAAGGCCCGCGGAUGGCGACCAUGUUGGAGUAUCAACCCCCCCGCAGCUGCAGCUGCUACCCGACACGGCUCCCGACGCCACAGCUGCUGCUACUGCUACUGCAGUGUCGCCGGCGGUGGUGAUGCCACCACCGUCGGAAAAGAGUGUCAAAUGCAGCUCCUCUGGUGGCGCCGGGAGUGACGGCGACAGUGGCACUGGCCGCAACCCUGGCCCGGCCCCCGCUGCCGUUGGAGCUCUUGAGGAGAAGCGGGUCUGCAACCGACUCAUCAAAUCGGAGUUGGGAUUGGAGCUGCGCUAUCCAAGCUACAUGGAGGGUGUGGCGGCAAUUCAUCGGGGGGAGUACUGGCCGCUUAGCGUGGAGGACCUGAAGCUGCUGAUAUGA